AUUUCCAGAGAAAGACAAGGCCAAAGUGGUUAGGAAAUGUUCGGAACGGGUCACAAGUACAAAAUUUAUUGUCUUAAUUUAACAUCGCUGCGACAACACCAGAAUAAGAACAUACGUAUAGUGCUAGCGCGGUGGGAACGGUGAGAAUGAUAAAUACACGGAAAUAUGUCAUCGGUUUCGGUUCAGUCGUCACUUUUCUAUUCCUAACUAUUUCUUUGUUCUCGGAUCACUGGUUAAACCAAAGGGCAGCAUGGACGGUUAGCAUACACGCAGCUGGCCUAAUGUUUCGGAGCUCGCCCGAAGUUGUCAAGAAGUCCGAAGUUGUCAAGAAGGAAAUGUAUUCUUAUUCGGGACUUUGGAGAAUAUGCUGCGGGGAGGCCAUGUGCGCUGGAAGAUGCAAAAUCCUCGACUCACUGACGUCAGAAGUGGAAUCAAGAACAAUAUCAUCUAUAUACGUCAUAAACAUGCUGCGGCGUUCCAACAUGUUUCCAAUACUCAGUGUGUUUCUCACGUUCUUUGCAACUGUGCUGCUUGGCUUUAGUUACAUCUGGGCUCCAAAGAAAUUGAUAUUUCCUUUGAUAGCUGGGGUUUUCUUCGUUCUUUCAGGACUUAGCAACGUUCUUGGCAUCAUCAUAUAUAUUUCAAGCAGCGACAAACUGAGUAAAGAAAAGACGCCCGAUACUUAUUAUGGUUGGUCGUUUUACUUCGCUGGAUUCGCCUUUCUACUAGCAGAGAUAUUGGGUGUGAUGGUUAUUCAAGAUAUAGUUAAAAUGAUUUCAAACAACGAGCAAGAGGAAGGCGAAGAUAAUGACGAUGAAGAAGGAGACAACGAGGAUGAGAAAGGAAGACGAGGAUCAAGUACGAGUAGAAGAAGUUACACGGAUCCUUCUAGUUUAAGGAGAAGCUACCGAAGGGCGUCAGUAAAACGAAUGGACGAAACCAACAUAACAGUUGAUACGAAACUUAUCAACCAACUACAAAGGUUGCAUCGAAAGUUGAUCAAAGAUUUUCCGGAAGACGAGGAAACAAGUCAACAAAAUAACUCUCCGGAAAAGACGGCAGAAGCGAGACCAAGAAGCGCAGAAGAUACGCCAGGUCUGCCAUAUUCUGACAGCGGUUACCAUGACAUGUCAUCUAAUGAUGCAAGGUUGGAAGGACCGAGCGUUCCAACUUCUUACAUGGAUCGCCUUGCUUCCGUGCAGAUCCCAACAAGAAGUGGUAGUUUGGACCAAUUAACGGGUGUUUCUAUGGCAGCAAAACCUAACCAAUCGAGGCGCGCAGAGAGGUACUCUGAUCACGUGAUAAGCUACAAAACGCGCAAAAAGUUGGCGAAACAGGAAAAUAAUUGGUCUGUGGAAAACACUGACUCGGGUUCGAAAGACGAGUUAUAUUCAACCGAGAAUUUUCUGCACCAACUUCCCCCGCCAGCAGAUUUCACGACAACAGACGACGGUGGAAUAUUGGAUGAGAAUGCUUACGGAAAGUUCCUGAAAAGUGAAAGCUGUGAUGACUUCUUGUUCGAGCAAAGGAACAAACGCGAGCAGGAAACUCGUGCUGAAGAUGGCAGGGCGAACUUUACAAUUCGAGAUGGUGGAAUAAACGCAAAGCAUAAAUUAUGGGCAAAGAAGAACGGACCGAUGAAGAACGUUGCCCGGUCGGGACAUUCGAGAUUCUUACACCAGUUUGACAAAUCCGGCAACAUUUUCACAUCGGCUGAUUCUACAGAGUCGUCUCCUACUGCUAUUGCUAAUAACUCAAACCAGGGAGAAUUGAGACGUAACGGGUACCUUCGUAAAAUGAAAGCAAACGUAUUAACACCAUCAAAGCUUGUAAGCGUUGGAGAAGUUGGUUGCCGGACACCACAAAUGAAAAAAACUCAAAACGAUAUAAAGUCCCGUGCAGGUAAAGCGAAGAAGAGGUGGCCGAUUACAAGGCACAACUCACAAUCUAUUGAUAUCCCAGUGGUCGGUAGCUCAAUAGAUGAAGGGACAUUCUCUGACUUGGCAGAUUGUGCGAACCAUUUAGACUCAAAGCUGCAUUUACCGGUACCUGCCGUACAACAUAGCUUCGGAAGCUCAGAGCAACUUUAUUUUGAAUCCAGAUCACCCAGAUUGCAGCACCGUGGCCAUACUGACCGACUUGAUAAACAGCUAAACCAGAACAAGAGGAACAGAGUGAUUCCAUACUUAACGAAAAGCAGCACCCUUUCAAACAGUCACUGUCAACCCCAAAACGGCCUCAUGUCCGUAAUGCGAGCUUCUUCAACGCACAGCAUCAACCAAAGCGACCAACCACCCCCGUACCAUAACGUACAUCAUACCAUAGGACGAUACCAAAGUAUUCCAAUGACAGAGUUGAGCAAAAGCACUGAAAACGGCAUUUGGUUGCCAAGCGGUGGAUUUACAGAACUUUAA
Messenger RNA from Ciona intestinalis (vase tunicate), 2414 nucleotides. Lineage: Eukaryota; Metazoa; Chordata; Ascidiacea; Phlebobranchia; Cionidae. The record is from RefSeq and is a predicted model, not a curated record.